Molecule: messenger RNA, 2009 nt
Organism: Triticum dicoccoides
Lineage: Eukaryota; Viridiplantae; Streptophyta; Magnoliopsida; Poales; Poaceae
Product: putative F-box/FBD/LRR-repeat protein At1g78760
Exons: 5
Coding region: 212-1444 (410 amino acids)
Molecular function (GO): protein binding
Source: RefSeq, a predicted model, not a curated record
GAGAGCGGCUACUCUGUUUGCCUUCCUCGUCUCGUCUCGUCUUCCGAUCCCGCACUGCUUAUCUGCUCGAGGCGGCGCACCAACUCAGAAGUGUGAAUCGAGAUGGGUUAGGGCAGGGAGAAGAGGUCGACGACGGCAGAGCGAGCAGCCCUUCUGCCGUGCCGCCGGGGCCGGCGAAGAGAGCCUCGGCGCAGGACACUUGUUCGACGAAAUGGCGGAGAGGCUCUGCACCACCAGUGAGAGCAAAGCAGCCGUGGCUGGCGGCGGGGACCGUUUGAGCGCCCUCCCAGAAGAUGUGAUCCGGCUGGUGCUGUCCUUCCUGCCCUCCGAAGAAGCGGUGCAGACGUGCCUGCUCGCCACUCGCUGGCGCAACCUCUGGAAGUCCGUGCCGUCCCUUCGUAUCUACAGCUGCUGCUAUGGCACCGAUGAUUUUAUCGACAGCCUGCUUCGCUACCGUGACCGUGAUGCGCCUCUGCAUGAAUGCGAGAUCCUCGUUGAAGCCGAUUGCUCGGACGAGCUUCACCGAAAUGCCGAGCGGUGGCUCCGUUAUGUGGUGUCGCACAAAGUGAGGGUUCUUCGGUUCGACAUGUUAAAUCAUGCUGAUGGUUUCCCGCUCUCAGCUGGGCCUCUCGUCUCCGAGCACUCGACAAGGCUAGAUCUUUUCCGUGUUGGGUCCAAGGACCUCCCUUUAGAUGUUUCGGGCUGUCAAUCACUUGAGGAGUUGGAGAUCCGCCAAAGUGCAGUUGACAUUGGGAGCGUUGGGACUCGCUUCCCAAAAUCUUUGCGACUUCUAAGAAUCAGAGAUGUAAAUUUUCUGCCCAAGGAUACCUGGUCUUCCAUUUCUGCACCAGGUCUGCUUACCUUGGAACUAGUUGAUUGUUUGGGGAAGACUCCGUUCCUGAGCAUGCCAUCACUGGUAACGGCAUUAAUCGGGGUUGGACACGAUUGCGGGCGUUCCUAUUACUGCAAUGCCUGUGGUGGUGUGUCAUGUCCGGAGUGCUAUGGUAUAGAUGUUUGUGUGCUUCUCAAAGGUUUGUCAAGUGCUAUGAAUUUGGAGCUGAUGGGUCUUAGCUCUAUGAUCUUCAGAAGGGAGAUAAAAUGGUGCCCUACGUUUAGCAACCUCAAAACAUUGUUGCUUGGUGACUGGUUUAUGACUGCUAACUUCAGUGGACUAGUUUGCUUUCUCCGGCACUCACCAGUUCUAGAGAUGCUUCAGCUUCGACUUAGUAUUUUUUCUAAGGAAAUUGAAACGAGCCAAGUCUAUAAGCCAAAGAAACAAUUCUUGGUGUCGAAGCAUCUCAAGGCAGUCGAAAUCAUAUGUUGCGAGGGAGUUGGAAAGAUUGACCAGAUAUUAAAUGUCCUUGCUUACCAUGGAGUAAAACCAGAACUAAUUAGCAUUGAAAGGGAGCCCUCUAUUGGCUGCUUCAGUUGUAACACCACGUAGUUGUUCAGAGCUCCGACCGUGUACUAUAGCUUCUCAGUUCAGAUUCCAAUGUCCCUGGAUCUUUCACCAUAAGGUCCCUGCGUUUUGUCAUCCAAGGUCGUGCGCCGCCCUGCCCAUGUCCCAUUCACAUGAAGCAAGAACUACUGCCGAGUUAUUGUUAUGUGGCUCGCCUGGAUUCAGUUGGAAAGGCUUAAACGCCAUUGCUGUCCUGCUGCACUCUUGCCUGUUUCCUGAGCUCGCUGUCAGGCCUGAACUGAUCUCCUUGCUAAGAGCCUAUGUUUCAACUAGAUGCUUCUAGUAUUACUACAACUUAUGCAAUAUAUAAUAUGUUGAGCGUCCAGUUUCUAUCUAGUAAGCUUAGUACUACAACUUAUGCAAUAUAUAAUAAUGUUCUGUAUCCAGUUCUAUGUACUCCCUCCGUCCGAAAAUACAUGUCAUCAAAAUGGACAAAAAGGAAUGUAUCUAGAACUAAAAUACAUCCCCUUUUAUUCAUUUUGGUGACAAGUAUUUCCGGACGGAGGGAGUAGUAAACUUUCACAACACCUGUGAGUCUGUUCUAGUGAUA